AUGUCUUGCACUGAUAAAUGCGAUGACCACUGGAGCUAUGACGAUCCAUCAAAAUGGUCGGAGCAUUUUCCGGCUGCCCGUGGUUUGAGCCAGUCGCCGAUUAAUAUCGAGUUGGAUAAAACGGUCGCCCAGUUGUAUCCACCAUUUGUAUUUUCUCCCAACUACAACACGGAUGAAGUGUUGUUUACGCUGACGAACACUGGUCAUCAGGUUGCCGUCACACUGGCUGGAAGCACUAACAAAGAAAAUCAAACAGACCUAUCGUUUACUGGUGGCGGUCUAACAGGAACAUUCCAUUUCGUUAAUUUCCAUUUGCACUGGGGCCAAAAUGAUAGGCAUGGGUCCGAACAUGAAAUUGAGGGGAAAAUAUUUCCAGCCGAAGCACAUUUUGUUCAUAUGAAUUAUGAAACUGAGCAACUGGCAGUAUUCGCAUUCUUUUUCACUGUCGAUGAUCAGUCGGAGAACGAAAAUACUGAAUGGAGAAAGUAUAUUGAUGUCGCGGAUAGGUUGGUUAAUAUCAAUGACACCGCCAAUUGUACGUUUAAUUUAAGUCAACUUAUGCAAACUGAUGGCACAUAUUUUUUUCGUUACAUGGGCAGUUUGACAACGCCGCCGUGCACGGAAGGCGUCAUAUGGACAAUAUUCCCAAGUGAAAUUCCAGUAAAAGAAGAAAGCUUAGAUCUACUUCGCGACAAUAUUAUGCGAAAAGUUUAUCGACCGGUGCAACCAAUAAAUGACCGAAUUGUUUUCCGAAGUUAUCAAGCUUGA
Messenger RNA from Didymodactylos carnosus, 768 nucleotides. Lineage: Eukaryota; Metazoa; Rotifera; Eurotatoria; Philodinida; Philodinidae. The record is from the annotation of a GenBank genome assembly.